UGCUCGACAGGCGAGGACAUCGACGGGGCCGAGCCCGCGAGCGCGAGGGGAUCCCGCGAUUCGUUCUGCUGGGCCCCGACGGGCGGGCACGCUGCUCGGGGCUCUCCUACUGACUACCCGUGUCCCUCUUAGUAGCCUCACCAUGUCCUCCGUGUUUGGGAAGCCGCGUGCGGGCAGCGGGCCGCAGAGCGCGCCACUUGAGGUCAAUCUGGCCAUUCUGGGACGUCGAGGGGCCGGCAAGUCCGCUCUGACUGUGAAGUUUCUGACCAGGAGGUUUAUCAGCGAAUAUGACCCCAACUUGGAGGACACCUACAGCUCCGAGGAGACAGUAGACCACCAGCCUGUCCACCUGAGGGUCAUGGAUACUGCAGACCCGGACACCCCCAGAAACUGUGAGCGCUACCUGAACUGGGCCCACGCCUUCCUGGUGGUGUACAGCAUGGACAGCCGCCAGAGUUUUGAGGACAGCAGCAGCUACCUGGAGCUGCUUGCUCUGCACGCCAAGGAGACACAACGCAGCUCCCCAGCCCUGCUGCUGGGCAACAAGCUGGACAUGGCCCAGUAUAGGCAGGUCACCAAGGCAGAGGGCGCAGCCUUGGCAGGCAAGUUCGGGUGCCUGUUUUUCGAGGUCUCAGCCUGUCUGGACUUUGAGCACGUGCAGCAUGUCUUCCACGAGGCCGUGCGGGAGGCACGGCGGGAGCUGGAGAAGCAUUCCCUGGCCCGGCCCCUUUUCAUCUCUGAGGAGAGGGCCCUGCCCCACCAGGCCCCACUCACCGCCCGGCAUGGGCUGGCCAGCUGUACCUUCAACACGCUUUCCACUGUCAGUCUGAAGGAGAUGCCUGCUGUGGCCCAGGCCAAGCUGGUCACUGUGAAGUCAUCCCGAGCCCAGAGCAAGCGCAAGGCGCCCACCCUGACCCUGUUGAAGGGCUUCAAGAUCUUCUGAGGGCACCCGUCAGGAUCCCAGGCUCAGCAGCUGGGCGAGGCUGCAUGACAGGGGCUGGCUUCUCACCACCGCCUCUCCCUCUGUCGGAAGAAUAGUCCUUGCCCUCUGGUGGACAGCUGACCCCUCUUCCAGCACCAAGUAAUGUCCCGGACACCCAGUUCACUGUGUGAGCUGGAGGGACAGGCAGGAAUGCUGCUCUUCCUCGCUCCAGGCUUUGGUUUCCAUGGUAACCGCUGCAUUUCCUGACCCCGAAGGGAAAUAGACCCUGAGACAACCCAGAGACCUGGGGUCAGCCUGAAGUGGAAGGAAAUUACAGUGUCCAUCAUGGUGCCAUCACCCCUUCCUGCUCCAGCUGCAGCCAGAUGUGGCCUCUAAUGUGCAGUUCUGGAUGGUCCGUCAGCGUUGGCCUGAGAACAGGCCGCAGGAGGAGCAACCCUGAGAUCCUAGCACCACCUGGUGGACAGGAAGGGCAAAGCGGCUACAGGUUGGUGGGGGUGUGGCUUGAGCCCGGCCCUCCUGUGGUCCUCUGACUUCACAGAAGCCCCACGCAACAAACCUCGCGGUUUAUCCAAGAAGAGUCUAGUUCAAAUAAUCCUAUGCGACAGGCUAUGGAACCAAAAUUCCCAGGAAGGGCUACUUCCAGUACUUUGCCUUUCAGUGAGGACUGGGGGCUCUGGGGUAGGGAGCUUCCACUGUGUUUUUCCCCAGAGACAGGGCCCCCUUAUUUUCCCAGCGUAAAUGAAGGACUCUCUCCACAGACCUUCAGGACCAGCCUCCUGAAGUCUAAUGAUCAGAGCUGCAGAACAAAGUCAUUCUAGUGACCGGCACCCAGGACUCCCGGGAGCCUACAACUGGGGUUAUCAGACCCCCAGUUGGCACUGUCAGCCUGCCCCAGGCUUGUAGGUAGAAACACGGUACACCAUCUGUAGUCUGGUCUAGCAGGACCCAGUAGCAGGACACUUCGACAGGGGGUCUGAUUGUUCAAAGUCCACUUUUGAAAGAUAGAAGCUAAGGCAUUUG
Messenger RNA from Enhydra lutris kenyoni (northern sea otter), 1963 nucleotides. RefSeq names its product RAS like family 12. The transcript is spliced from 5 exons. The coding region runs from base 143 to 943 and encodes 266 amino acids. Gene Ontology annotation, molecular function: GTP binding; GTPase activity. The record is from RefSeq and is a predicted model, not a curated record. Lineage: Eukaryota; Metazoa; Chordata; Mammalia; Carnivora; Mustelidae.